CCGCCCCUCGCCCAGCCGCCCGAGAUGGGGACCCCCAGGCCCAGGCGUGCUGGUCACCAUGACAACAGAGACAGGCCCUGAUUCUGAGGUGAAGAAGGCUCAGGAGGAGGCCCCACAACAGCCUGAGGCUGCUGCUGCUGUGACCACCCCUGUGACUCCCGCAGGCCACGGCCACCCAGAGGCCAACUCCAAUGAGAAGCAACCGCCCCAGCAGGACGCUCGGCCUGCUGAACAGAGUCUAGACAUGGAGGAGAAGGACUACAGCGAGGCCGAUGGCCUAUCAGAGAGGACCACGCCCAGCAAGGCCCAGAAAUCACCCCAAAAGAUUGCCAAGAAGUACAAGAGUACCAUCUGCCGGGUCACUCUGCUCGAUGCCUCUGAGUACGAGUGUGAGGUGGAGAAGCAUGGCCGGGGCCAGGUGCUGUUUGACCUGGUCUGCGAGCACCUCAACCUCCUGGAGAAGGACUACUUUGGCCUGACCUUCUGCGAUGCUGACAGCCAGAAGGUACCUGGCUGGGGGCCGGCCGCGAGGAACUGGCUGGAUCCCUCCAAGGAAAUCAAGAAGCAGAUCCGGAGCAGCCCCUGGAAUUUUGCUUUCACAGUCAAGUUCUACCCCCCUGACCCAGCUCAGCUGACGGAAGACAUCACGAGGUACUACCUGUGCCUCCAGCUGAGGGCAGACAUCAUCACAGGCCGGCUGCCCUGCUCCUUUGUCACACACGCCCUGCUGGGCUCCUAUGCUGUGCAGGCAGAGCUGGGCGACUACGAUGCCGAGGAACAUGUGGGCAACUACGUCAGUGAGCUCCGCUUUGCUCCUAACCAGACCCGGGAGCUGGAGGAGAGGAUCAUGGAGCUGCACAAGACAUACAGGGGCAUGACCCCAGGAGAAGCAGAGAUCCACUUCCUCGAGAAUGCCAAGAAGCUUUCCAUGUAUGGAGUUGAUCUGCACCAUGCCAAGGACUCUGAGGGCAUUGACAUCAUGUUAGGCGUCUGUGCCAAUGGUCUGCUCAUUUACCGGGACCGGCUGAGAAUCAACCGAUUUGCCUGGCCCAAGAUUCUUAAGAUCUCUUACAAGAGGAGUAACUUCUAUAUUAAGAUCCGGCCUGGGGAGUACGAGCAGUUUGAGAGCACGAUUGGCUUUAAGCUCCCAAAUCACCGGUCAGCCAAGAGACUGUGGAAGGUCUGCAUUGAGCAUCACACGUUCUUCCGGUUGGUGUCCCCUGAGCCUCCACCAAAGGGCUUCCUGGUGAUGGGCUCCAAGUUCCGGUAUAGUGGGAGGACCCAGGCACAGACCCGCCAGGCCAGUGCCCUCAUUGACAGGCCUGCACCCUUCUUUGAGCGUUCUUCCAGCAAACGGUACACCAUGUCCCGCAGCCUUGAUGGAGCGGAGUUCUCCCGCCCGGCCUCAGUCAGUGAAAACCAUGAUGUAGGGCCUGAUGGUGACAAGCGGGAAGAGGAUGCAGAGUCCGGAGGACGGCGGUCAGAGGCUGAGGAAGGAGAGGUCAGGACCCCCACCAAGAUCAAGGAGCUAAAGCCGGAGCAGGAAACCACGCCGAGACACAAGCAGGAGUUCUUGGACAAGCCAGAGGAUGUCCUGCUGAAGCACCAGGCCAGUAUCAACGAACUCAAGAGGACCCUGAAGGAGCCCAACAGCAAACUGAUCCACAGGGAUCGAGACUGGGAGCGGGAGCGCAGGCUGCCAUCCUCACCUGCCUCCCCCUCCCCCAAGGGCACUCCUGAGAAAGCCAACGAGAGAGCAGGGCUGAGGGAGGGAUCGGAGGAGAAAGUCAAACCACCACGUCCUCGGGCCCCAGAGAGUGACACAGGAGAUGAGGACCAGGACCAGGAGAGGGACGCAGUGUUCCUGAAAGACAACCACCUGGCCAUAGAGCGCAAAUGCUCCAGCAUCACGGUCAGCUCCACAUCCAGCCUGGAGGCUGAGGUGGACUUCACGGUUAUUGGUGACUAUCAUGGCAGCGCCUUCGAAGACUUCUCUCGCAGCCUGCCUGAACUCGACAGAGACAAAAGCGACUCUGAAACUGAGGGCCUGGUGUUCUCCCGGGAUCUCAAGGGGCAGGAUGAUGAGUCUGGGGGCAUCGAGGACAGCCCAGACCGAGGGGCUUGCUCUACCCCGGAUAUGCCCCAGUUUGAGCCUGUGAAAACAGAAACCAUGACUGUCAGCAGCCUGGCCAUCAGAAAGAAGAUUGAGCCAGAGGCCAUGCUGCAGAGCAGGAUCUCCACUGUGGACCACACCCAGCAGGUUGAUGGGAGUACCCCAGUGGGGAAGGAGUUCAUGACAACCACCCCCUCCAUCACUACGGAGACCAUAUCCACCACUAUGGAGAACAGUCUCAAGUCCGGGAAGGGGGCAGCUGCCAUGAUUCCAGGCCCACAGACGGUGGCCACGGAAAUCCGUUCUCUUUCUCCGAUCAUCGGGAAAGAUGUCCUCACCAGCACCUACGGCGCCACCGCGGAAACCCUCUCAACCUCCACCACCACCCAUGUUACCAAAACUGUGAAGGGAGGAUUUUCUGAGACAAGGAUUGAGAAGCGAAUCAUCAUUACUGGGGAUGAAGAUGUGGACCAAGACCAGGCCCUGGCUUUGGCCAUCAAGGAAGCCAAGCUACAGCAUCCUGACAUGCUGGUAACCAAAGCUGUCGUAUACAGAGAGACAGACCCAUCCCCCGAGGAGAGAGACAAGAAGCCACAGGAAUCCUGACCUCCGUGAAGGGGUGCUGGCAUGUCUGGUCCAACCCACGCCAGAAAACCAUUAAGAAGGGGCCUUCAAUCUGGAUUCUCCGACACCAACACUCAUGUCCCAGCUGCAACGUACUGUCACUGAUGAGAGACUGGGAAGGGAAAGCAUAUAUAUAUAGAUAUAUAUAGAUAUAGAUAUAUAUACAGGAAACACCGCGUCCUUGCACUGCUGCUGGGGCUGGCGGAGCAGUCGGCCGACAGCAACAACCAACAUCUGCCACAACCUACAUUUCCUUUGCAGACAAAUUGAAUAAUUGGUGGGAUUUUUCAGGAAAAAAAAAAUGACAACAACCAUAAUCCCUUCCUCUCCAUGUUCUUCUGCAAACCACAAAAGCAAGCCAGACCACGAUGAUUGUAGAAGUUCCAUUCAACCCUGGUUGUGCACAGUCCAGUCCGUGGACGAGCGUUCCAUUUGUUCUUCUCCAUCAACUGUUGCCCCCUCAAAUGCAAAGGAAAACAAUCAUGCAGCCAAGCAAGAGAAGUCGCAGCAGCAAGUCACACACAGGCAACCAUUCUCCAAGAAGGAAAGAAAGAAAAUCUCCCACUUGGAAAAGAGGAGCAGGAACACUGGAUUAYUGUUUUCUGGGUCUUGACACUGGGCUGCAAAAUCCACCUUCUUUUCUUCCGCCUCCCCUCAUCCUCAACUCUCACACGUCUUGUCGUCAUUUUUUUGUCUCGGCUCCCUCCUGCCCCUAUCCUGCCCCAUCUCCCCCUCUGUGUCCUGGUCCUGCUGAGGGCCACUGCAGAUGACUCUCAUUUGAAACAAGAAAAAGAAAAGAAGAGAAAGCAAGAACAGAAAAUGAAGCCGCGGRAAGGGAAGUAGACAUUGUAUGUUUCUGGUUUCUCUUGAUGAAGGUGCAGCUCGUAGGAGAUUUGUAUGGAUGUGCUUUUAAGUUAUGUAUAUUACAUAUAACAGGAAACAAAUAUUAAAAUAAACAGUGAUGGUAAGUAUGAAGCUGACAUUUUAAAAUUAUAAUUAUCUGACUGUGAUUGAUGUAUCCCAAGGUCCCUAGAUCUUGCUGAACUAGCCCAGCUGAGGAGACCUGGACUUUGGGUGCAGCGGCUCCCAGUUGGGGCUGAUGGGUUCAGUGUAGUAAUACUGUGUGUGGUGUUUGUAAUUGGGUGAUUGGUGGGGAGAGUGGGGCCCCCAGUGGAGACAUGGGGGCUCACCAAGAAGGAAAUAACAGAGGCCUGAAUAUGCCGGUCCAAGAUGCCUUCUCCCCCCAGCAGUAGCAGCCAGGACCUGCUCUGUGCUCAGAUCCAGUGUCCAGAGUUGGGACUCUGCUGCUGAGGUCCCCACAGUAGAGGUCCCCUAGCUCAGUCCUCCUACCUCCCUAGGGGGCUUGCCUUGAUUUUCAGUCCUCUCUUUGUUUUAUUAUGAUGAUUUUUUUUUUUGCCAUGUCUUGCCCUUCCCUGAUGACUAGCUCCACACCCGAAGGGAGGUGGUGCCCCUGGCCAAGGUAGAAGAUGGUGGCACUAACCUGGCUCCGUGAAAUGCCCAGCUCAGUCUUCUCCUCUUCUCCUUUCAUAUUCUGAGUCAUUCUCUUUUUCCUGGGCCAAAGUAGCCAUGAUGAAAAGGCCAUGAACACAGGACAGACCCCAGUAGGUCAAAACUGCAUUUCCAAAGGCCUCCCCUACCCCUAACAAUGGAGAGCAAAGGGCAAUGUUGUCCAAAGGCUCCGUCUCUGUGUAAGAUCCUGACCCAGGAGACCUCCUGCUCAGUCUGCAUCUGAGCUCUGAGCCUUUGCCCUGGAAGUCCCAGCAAUUGUCUUGAGACCACAGAAGCCCUUGGAUAAGCCCUGUUACAAGCUUGGCAUUGCCCCCUGGCACACAUGAGCUCCCUCAGGCUUGCCUGCUCAGGGAGAAUCUCCUUCUGAGAGAAAAUGUCCCACAGCACUUUAAUUUCUCAGCCUUGCUUCUAAAGUGGUCAAUAAAUUCAUACAACAAAUAUUUAUUGAGUACCCAUUUGGGCCAGGCACUGUUCUCAGGAGGAAAGAGAAAGUGUGAAGGAGAGGAGAGAUCUGGAAAAUCACCUUGACCAGCCUUAUGUUCGCAGCCGUGCCUGGCCCAUCUGAGAGCCUUUUCCCAACUCAUUUGACAUACCCAGGGAUGUCCUCCAGAGGGCCCAGCAUAGAUGUACCCCACUUGGCUUCUCAGUUAACCCUAUAAUGUAUACCUUAGCAAUUUAACUGGUGCUGACCUGAAAUAGAACAAGAAACUAGAAUAUCUUUUGUCUCUGUGGGCAAAUGGGAAGUAGAGCAAAUCUCUCAGAUUGCAGGGUUGACCAUGUCCCCCACUGCUGCCUGGUGMAGGCCAGUGGAUCCACUGAACUCCCUCUAAGUGCAGCAGCACACUCUAUCUACCAGGAUUUGUAGAGAAGCCACAGAACUUUCUUCCUGUCCUUCUCAACCUAAGAAUUCCCACUCUUCCUGGGCCAAGAACUGGAAUGGCUCCAUCCUCUCAGAGCCACUAGGAUUUUGGCUCAGGCCCCACUGUCUGCAAGAACCAGGCAUCAUGAGCACACUGGAGACACCUCAAAGGGAGGAUAUUUGUUCUGGGUUUUGCACCUGCCUACAGACACUGGGCUUCAGGGUGGGGAUGAAGUGACUGGGCUUAGCUUGUGGGCCACCAGGGUUUGGGGAGAUCCCCAUCCCAUGGAUGCUGUGACCUUCCUUCUAUGGAGUAGCAAGCAGGGACACCAGGGAAAAGGGAACCUACAAAGCUGAAAUCUAGGGCACUAUUUCCUCCUCCUCUCCAUAGAGAAUAGAGACGUUUGUCUUGUCUGUCUUCAACCUAUUUUUCCUUUUUUAUACUUCUCAUCCUUUCUGUGCUGCCUCUCCAUCUGGGAGGCUGGGUAGCAUAGCGGGAAAAGUCCUGGAGGGCAGUCAAGGUUCUAGGUGACCAUUCUGACUCAGCCCCUGACUCACCAUCUGACCUUGGGUUAGUCGCAUUCCUCCUUUGGCCACUGAGCCCCACUUGUGAAAUGAGCAGGGUGAACUAGAUACUCUCCAGGGUUUAUUCCCACUCUGCCAUCCUAGCAAUCUUUAUUUUCUCUUAUUUUGCUUUCUCUGGAUCUUUUCCAUCUGAGGGUACAGAAAGUGCCAGGACCUGUUUCAGUUUUUGAAUCCUGCAAGUACAUUCCAAGACUGGCCUGAAAUUGCAUGAGCAACAUCACUCUAAAUAAUUUUUUUUUCCAAAGCACCUUACCAACCAACUGCGAUGCUGUCCUGUUCCUUUUUACUCACACCCCUUCUCCUCUCUCGUCCCCACGCUCCCCCACCUCAGUGCUCCGUGCUGUAUGCGUGUGCUCUCUGUUCUUGUAUACUCAAUAAAAGUGA
This is a messenger RNA of Urocitellus parryii (Arctic ground squirrel), 6095 nucleotides long. RefSeq names its product erythrocyte membrane protein band 4.1 like 1 (gene Epb41l1). The record is from RefSeq and is a predicted model, not a curated record. NCBI's taxonomy places the organism in Eukaryota, Metazoa, Chordata, Mammalia, Rodentia, Sciuridae. Gene Ontology annotation, biological process: cortical actin cytoskeleton organization; actomyosin structure organization. Gene Ontology annotation, molecular function: structural molecule activity; actin binding. Gene Ontology annotation, cellular component: plasma membrane; cytoskeleton.